GUUUUGGUGGAUACUCAAGUGGUAAAGGUGGAGUGUUGGUACUUCAGAAGCCUCAGACCAGAAGGUCAUGUGGACGUGAAGAUUAUUGAUGCUUUUGGGUCUGUAUUACAAGGAACAUAUGCAUGUGAUGUCCCCCGACUUGAAUAUAUGAAGACUCUCAUUUUGCCAUCCUUUGACCCCCAUAUGCAACGUGGUCAGGGUGGGAAGUUUUGGGAGACUGGGAGCUUUGACUUCCUCGGUGGAGAAGUGGAUGUGACAAAGUUACUAAAGAACAUGGAUAAGAUCUUAGUCGCUUUGAAGGACGUGGAAAACUGUCAUUGGAUACUUUGUGUUUUGGACAUGAAGAAGAAGUUCGCAUCAUACUGGGACUCUAUGAAGACCGAACGUUCGAAAAUGCACAGGAUCCAUUUGCUUAGCGAAAUGUUGAAUAAGCUAGAUGACUUGCUACUGUCGUCGAUGGAUGAUGUAUACGUAGGUCGACCGGUGUUCAAAGUUUUUGGUAUAGUCCCCGCUCCACCACUACCCCAGCAGGAUAACGGCCAUGAUUGUGGUAUUUUCGUCAUGCACUAUAUGGAGUGCAUUAUAUUUGGACAAUCUCCUCGCACCACCUACAAGGUUGACCAUAGUGAAAGAUUCCGGUUAGCAGUCAAUAUUCUUACAUCCGAUUCAAACAGGCUGUGUUUGAAGGCCGCACGAGAUGCGGCUGAUUAUUACAACACAUGUUUAAGUGAAGGUAGUCCAAGCUUAAAGAAAGGUGUUUGUCUCCCCCCAAGUCAUUCACCUUCCAUUUCCAUGCAUUCAGCAAAAAAGGGAAGAGGCCAACCCUGCUCUAACCCUCGUAAGAGAAAGAGAAAGCCAUGAAUGAGUUCCACCUUUCCUCAGUUGUGUCUGGUAGUAGGCGCUGUAGAACUAACAUGUAGGAGUUUGUUUUUUAUACCAAACAUAUUCUACCCCCUCCUACUAAAUUAUUCGUUAGUUUUGUAAAUAUUUUUUGGGAAUCAAUUUAUGUUCAGUGGGGAUGUUUUUGUUCUCCUUGUAUUCGCACAUAUGUGGAAUUAGAAUUCCAAACAGAGGACGAUUUCACUAUGGAAUUUUU
Molecule: messenger RNA, 1096 nt
Organism: Humulus lupulus (European hop)
Lineage: Eukaryota; Viridiplantae; Streptophyta; Magnoliopsida; Rosales; Cannabaceae
Exons: 6
Coding region: 148-861 (237 amino acids)
Biological process (GO): proteolysis
Molecular function (GO): cysteine-type peptidase activity
Source: RefSeq, a predicted model, not a curated record